Molecule: messenger RNA, 8941 nt
Organism: Haliotis rubra (blacklip abalone)
Lineage: Eukaryota; Metazoa; Mollusca; Gastropoda; Lepetellida; Haliotidae
Product: fibrillin-1-like
Exons: 57
Coding region: 135-8774 (2879 amino acids)
Biological process (GO): cell-matrix adhesion
Molecular function (GO): calcium ion binding
Source: RefSeq, a predicted model, not a curated record
UCAACACAUUGGGUAUUAUGGGACAUUGUUGGGAAAAAGGCAGUUGUCAUGCAUGUAGAUAAUAUUCAUACAUUAGUGAAAUCAAAGAUGUAAGUGAAAUGUAACCUCCUCUCGAUCCACACACGAGUUUGUGGAUGACACCAUACACCAUGCUGCCAACUGUUAGGCGUUUAGCAGGCGUCCUGAGACUGUCUCCUCACAGGCGAAAAGUUCCCCCGCUGAUGAUAGUGGCGAUUGUGUUUCUGUUCCAUACCGUUGUCACAGCUGCCGAAACAGAUCUCGACCACGAUGACCUCGCUACACUCCUAGAGGAGGAAUCCUUUAUUUCUAUGACGAAACCAGUUAACACCAGUUUGAAAUCAAGAGAUUUUCAAACUUUCGAAAAAGGAGUAGAAGUCGUCAGGUACACGUCUCUAGAUCGGAAAUACGAGACAGAGGUCGACCUGUUCUCUGAGGACGCCUUGAAUUCCGACCUUCUCCCCUCGGAGUACAACCUGCAACACGAGCGGCACAAGAGAGAGGUAUACGAAUCCUCUGGUGAUUUAAAUGAGUGUGACAGUGAUGAAAGAGAGUACUGUAAAGGCCCAUUUGACGUGUGUAUCGACCUAACGAAUGGUUACGAGUGUCAGUGCGAGGACGGGUUCGUCCGGAGAGAUCAGGAAUGCUUUGCAGAAAUGUUUGACUUCACUUCGGGUACAGCAAUGGCAACCGCGGAUGAAGGUUUUCAGAAAAUAGAAGCGGAGGAUGGAAUACCAUUUUCAUCGAAAAUUUACUAUGACAUAUAUAUCUCCACGAAUGGCGUAAUAAGUUUUGGGACGCCGUUUGGUCCAUACUCUCCAUCGCUGCCGACAAAUAGACAGAACAUCUUGUGUCCAUACUGGGCCGACAUUGACCUCGAGUUCGGGGUGACGAAUUCCUCAUCUGCCAUAUACUACCAGGCAUACAGCGGAUCCAACAGUAUUAUGCUAGAAAGAGCUUCCACUUGGAUUCAGAAGUACAUCUCUGACCGCUCAUUCACAGCAACAUGGGCGUUGGUGGUUACGUGGAAUGACGUUCCACAGAAGGGCGAAACCUCUUUUGGAAAGUUUGCCACGUUUCAAGUGUUGCUGAUAACAAACGGUCAGUCAACGUAUGCCCUGUAUACCUACAACAAAAUGGGCUGGACGGUCAGCGAUGACAUUCCAAUUUACAUCGGCUAUGAAAGUUCCAAUCCUCAAGACCCAAGACAGGUGGUCCUUAUCGUCUCUGGGAGGCGGUCGGCUUAUACAAACGCCGGUAUCGGCAGCAACACAGGUACACCCGGUGUGUAUGUCUUCGACAUCGGCGGAACUGUGACGAACUUCGUGUCGUUGUGUAGACAAUGGUACAAUACCUGGUCACCGGAUUUUCAGUUUUGGUGGACCUUUUACCUGUCAGACUGCCCCUGCAGCUCAGUGUGGAUGAACAGAGACUGGCGGUUUUACCUGUCCAGUUUUAAAUACCGAAAUGGUCAAUUCAGUAUUUGUUACACAUCGUUCCUCACUUGGUGGUCAUAUCCAUUGUCACGGGAAUGUUGCUAUAGGAACUCCAGAUUGUUGACGUCGGAUGACGAAUCUGGAUCGCUGCAGAGGUAUGAUCCCAGAUUUGUAGGGCAGCAUUACCGGGCAGAUUACCUUGGAAGAUACUAUUGCUGUGAGCAAUCCAACACAUGCGAUCUCUUCUUCGACAUCCGACCCCAGAGAUUCUGUUCCCGUUCAUUCCCUUUCUGGUGGGCCAACGGUUUUGGUGACCCGCACAUUACUACCCUCGAUGAGCUCACCUACAUCUUCAACGGCUUCGGCGAGUACGUUAUGAUUGAUGCGGACCACGUUAAUGCCACUUUUACCCUUCAAGCCAGAACGGAAAGGGCUCUUAAUAAGGACGGCAAUCUCACCACGGCUACCGUCUUCACGGCCUUCGCUGCUACGGACACUAACGAUACCUUUAUCGUGGAACUGUCUCCAUCUAAGAACGGAUUCAUCAUCUACCGGAAUGGAAAAGACUUGUCUCUGGCCUUCGCCAAGGACGGCAACUUCACGGAGACCGGCAAUGGCGGGUUGACGGUUAGUCGGCAAGGCGAAGACGUCGUUGGGUUCUUCCCCUCAGGAGUCUCCGUGCGGGUGGUGCUUGGUCCCAAACUUCUCACCGUCUCUGUGGGAUUGACGGCUGCAUUUAAGAACAAAAUAAGAGGGUUGAUGGGAAAUUUCAACGAUGACAAGUCCGACGAUCUUACCUUCCCUAAUGGAACCAAUCUGGAUGUCAACUCACCAGAGAGGGUCAUAUACGAAUUCGGGAAAACAUGGCAGAUCAACUUGACAGAAUCCCUGUUCUUGUAUCCACCACGAAAGAACGCCUCUGACUAUUACCACCCAGACUUCGUGCCUCUGUUCUAUGACGAGGCCAGUGAGACGGAUCGGAAUGCGUCAAUUGCUGCAUGUGGCGGGGACGAGAAGAACCUCCCGUGUAUAUUUGACUUCCUGGCUACCGGGGACCAGGCAGUUGCAGAUUCUACCAAACAGACUGACGAGGGUGUUAAAAAGGAGCGAGAAGAGCAAACCAACACGAUACCAUCGCUCACCUCCAACACCACCGUGCUUCAUGUGACUCUCGGAAAAUCAGCAGCCAUCUUCUCCCUGAACGCUACAGACACCGACAGCGGCGACACCAUCACCUACGAGGUUAUAGAUAAGCCAGAUGGUCUCACCCUAACGGAGGGCACGCAGUCUGGAAGCGAGAAAAGUGCCGUAGUCUCAUUUGCACCCACGUCAGCUAACGCCAGUAAAAUAAGCAUAGUAGUGAAGGAUUCCAAGAACACGUCAUCGGAGACGGUGGAAGUAAAGAUACUGGUCUGCGACCGCUGUUCCGACCAAGGGAGUUGCAACUUCAGCCGCUCACGCGCCGACCAGAAUACGGCAGCGUCCGCAUCCCUUCCCCUGGCAGCCUGUGAUUGUAACACUGGGUGGACAGGUGACGAUUGCAGCCAGAACAUCGACAGCUGUGUCAGUUCCCCGUGUUUCACCGGCCAGAACUGCACAGACCUGGAUCCGGCGCAAGAGGUAGCCACCGGACAAGGCUACAACUGCAGUGCCUGUCCUGAUGGAUAUAAGGCAGAGGGGGACAAAUGUACAGAUAUCAACGAAUGCAACUCAUCAAACCCCUGUGACCAAAACUGUACGAAUACACAGGGUAGCUAUCGGUGUUCAUGUAUGGCCGGCUACAGGCUCGUCAACAAAGUUUGUGAAGACAUCGACGAGUGUACUGAGAACCUUCAUGACUGCCAACAGAUAUGCAACAACACCGUACCUUCUUUCUUCUGUGGCUGUAAUGCUGGUUUCACGCAGGAUACACCUGAUCCAAGGAAGUGCAAUACAGGUAGACACUUGAUGCCUGCCUCUGUAGGUGAUGAUUAUGCCUGCAGUGAACCAAUAUUCAACAGCAAAAAUCUAUGUCACCCACUAAACUGUUCCUAUGGUUGCUUGGCGGACUCUGCCAAAUGCUUCUGCGAAAACGGAUAUGAAAUUGACCAAACUGAUAACAGCACAUGCAAAGAUAUCAACGAGUGCGACCAGAACCCGUGCGCCCACGGCUGCAACAACACCGUCGGAAGCUUCCUCUGUACGUGUUUUGACGGGUACCGGCUGUCUUCAGACAAGGUAUCCUGUGAUGCAUGCGAAGACUUGAACUACGGUAAAGACUGUGCCCAACGCUGCGACUGUGGCGACCGUUCCACCAGCUGCAAUAACGUCAGGGGCUGUAUCUGCAAGGUAGGAUGGAGUGGAACCAAGUGCGACAUAGAUAUCAACGAGUGUAACGAAAGCCCAUGUCCAGUGGGUCAAAUCUGCACCAACAACGACGGCUCAUAUACGUGUACAUGCCCGACUGGAUACGACAAGCAAGCCAAUGGGACCUGCACAGACAAGAACGAGUGCGUCACGGAUGCCAACACGUGCGAUCAGGUCUGUACCAACGUAGAGGGCUCCUUCACGUGCUCCUGCAAGCCCGGAUACACGGAGAACGACCAAAAAAAGUGUGGAGAUAUCAAUGAAUGCAAAACAGAACAGAAUGACUGCGGUCAGAAAUGUGUCAAUGUCGAUGGCAGCUACAACUGUGAAUGUGAGUUUGGGUAUCGACUUAAGGAUGACCGGACGACUUGUGAACAAGUGGAGGAUGUGUGCAGUGAAGUAAAGAACCUGAACUGUGACCAGGGUUGCACGGUCAAAGCGGAAACGGAAGAGGCAUUUUGUUUCUGUAACCUUGGUUACAAGCUUGGGACAGACAAUCAGACGUGUAUAGAUAUUGUUGAGUGUGACGAUCCAGCGCUGAACAAAUGCAGCGGCGGCGGAACCUGUGAGAACACCGAUGGAGGGUUUAAAUGCAAUUGUCCAAUUGGCUUCAAACUCGACAAUGAUAAAACCACGUGCAGAGAAUGCGAUGAUCAGCACUGGGGGGUUGGAUGCGCCAACGAGUGUGGGUGUGGCGUGGGCGCUACCACCUGCGACAAGAAGGAGGGAUGCCAGUGUAAGGACGGUUGGCUGGGGCUGAGGUGCGACCAAGACAGGGACGAGUGUGCACAAGGGGCUGUUUGUCCGCAGAGCUCCGACUGUGUCAACAAUCCCGGCUCCUACAGAUGUGUGUGUAGAUCCGGAUACAGACUUAACAACGUCACCAACACCUGCGACGAUAUCAUCGAAUGUGAUGAACAAGCGUUGAAUACCUGUGACCAGAAAUGCAUUAACAACGUAGGCUCGUUUGUCUGCGAGUGCAACGAUGGCUAUGUCAGAGAGACGGACAGAUGCAGAGAUGUUGACGAGUGUGCGACAGGGAAGGACGAGUGUCAACACAACUGCAGGAACACUGAUGGAGGUUAUGUCUGCAGCUGCCGCCCCGGCUUCCUGCUCCAGGCCAGCGACAGACGCUCCUGUGUUGCGGCGACCGAGUGCACGACACUCCAGUGUUUACAGGGAUGUCAGGUGGACCAAGGGAACGAGUCCUGCUUCUGCAACAGUGGAUUCAAGGAACACCCUUCAAACUCAUCAUUGUGCGUUGAUGUCGACGAGUGCACAGAAGUGACAGAUCCUUGUGCUACAGGGGGCGCCACCUGCAGGAACAUAGAAAAUGGCGGCGGCUAUGAGUGCGUUUGUAACAAUGGCUCCAAACUCCAGAAUGACGGUGUCACGUGUGCAGAUUGUGUACAAGGUACCUUUGGACAAGACUGCAGGAGUAACUGCAGCUGCAACGUUGUCAACACUGUGACGUGCGAUAAGGUCAACGGCUCAUGCACCUGUCUCAAAGGAUGGGAGGGGGACACGUGUUCCGACGACGUGAACGAGUGCGACACCACCAACUGCAGCGCUAACAGCUUCUGCACCAACACAAACGGAAGUUUCAUCUGCGAGUGUGAUGACGGAUUCUUUAGGACAGCGUUCAAUUCGUGUCAAGCCUGUGACUCAAACCACUGGGGUAAGAACUGUGCAAACAGAUGCACGUGUGGCGUCAACUCCGUCGCCUGCAACAGCACUAAUGGCGCGUGCACGUGUAAUACUGGAUGGAAGGGGGAUAAUUGCAGCGAAGAUGUCAAUGAAUGCACAGACAACGUCACCAUAUGUGUCGGCACACCCGACUCCAACUGUAACAACACAAACGGCUCCUUCAUCUGCAGAUGUAACAGCGGGUUCCUGCAAAAUCCUACCACUAAGAUGUGUGAUGAUGUCAAUGAGUGUCUAGACGGAGAUCUCAACACAUGUUCACAGAAUUGCACAAACACUUUAGGUGGGCAUGAUUGCUCCUGUUUUGAUGGCUACGAUGGGACGGGUAACAACUGCACUGACGUUAACGAGUGUACCGCGAACACAACCAUCUGCUCUGGACUGGCCAACUCCAACUGCACCAACACAGGCGGAAGCUACAGUUGUGACUGUGUCUCUGGAUACGCUAAGAAUUCUACCACCAUUCUCUGUGAUGAUAUUGACGAGUGCCAGGACACCAGCACAUGUAGCGGGACACCAAACUCCACCUGUAACAACUCCGGCGGGUCCUUCUCCUGCGACUGCGACAUCGGCUACGUCAAGAACGCUACAACAGACAAAUGUGAUGACAUUGACGAGUGUACCGCGAGCACAACCAUCUGCUCUGGACUGGCCAACUCCAACUGCACCAACACAGACGGAAACUACAGUUGUGACUGUGUCUCUGGAUACGCUAAGAAUUCUACCACCAGUCUCUGUGAUGAUAUUGACGAGUGUCAGAACACCAGUACGUGUAGCGGGACACCAAAGUCCACCUGUAACAACUCCGUCGGGUCCUUCUCCUGCGACUGCGACAACGGCUACGUCAAGAACGCUACAACAGACAAAUGUGAUGACGAUAACGAGUGUACCGCGAACACAACCAUCUGCUCUGGGCUGGCCAACUCCAACUGCACCAACACAGACGGAAACUACAGUUGUGACUGUGUCUCUGGAUACGCUAAGAAUUCUACCACCAGUCUCUGUGAUGAUAUUGACGAGUGUCAGAACACCAGUACGUGUAGCGGGACACCAAACUCCAACUGUAACAACUCCGUCGGGUCCUUCUCCUGCGAUUGCGAUAACGGCUACGUCAAGAACGCUACAACAGACAAAUGUGAUGACAUUGACGAGUGUACCGCGAACACAACCAUCUGCUCUGGACUGGCCAACUCCAACUGCACCAACACAGACGGAAACUACAGUUGUGACUGUGUCUCUGGAUACGCUAAGAAUUCUACCACCAGUCUCUGUGAUGAUAUUGACGAGUGCCAGAACACCAGUACAUGUAGCGGGACACCAAACUCCACCUGUAACAACUCCGUCGGGUCCUUCUCCUGCGACUGCGACAGCGGCUACGUCAAGAACGCUACAACAGACAAAUGUGAUGACAUUGACGAGUGUACCGCGAACACAACCAUCUGCUCUGGACUGGCCAACUCCAACUGCACCAACACAGACGGAAACUACAGUUGUGACUGUGUCUCUGGAUACGCUAAGAAUUCUACCACCAGUCUCUGUGAUGAUAUUGACGAGUGUCAGAACACCAGUACGUGUAGCGGGACACCAAACUCCACCUGUAACAACUCCGGCGGGUCCUUCUCCUGCGACUGCGAUAACGGCUACGUCAAGAACGCUACAACAGACAAAUGUGAUGAUAUUGACGAGUGUCAGAACACCAGUACGUGUAGCGGGACACCAAACUCCACCUGUAACAACUCCGUCGGGUCCUUCUCCUGCGACUGCGACAACGGCUACGUCAAGAACGCUACAACAGACAAAUGUGAUGACGAUAACGAGUGUACCGCGAACACAACCAUCUGCUCUGGGCUGGCCAACUCCAACUGCACCAACACAGACGGAAACUACAGUUGUGACUGUGUCUCUGGAUACGCUAAGAAUUCUACCACCAGUCUCUGUGAUGAUAUUGACGAGUGUCAGAACACCAGUACAUGUAGCGGGACACCAAACUCCAACUGUAACAACUCCGUCGGGUCCUUCUCCUGCGAUUGCGAUAACGGCUACGUCAAGAACGCUACAACAGACAAAUGUGAUGGCGAUAACGAGUGUACCGCGAACACAACCAUCUGCUCUGGACUGGCCAACUCCAACUGCACCUACACAGACGGAAACUACAGUUGUGACUGUGUCUCUGGAUACGCUAAGAAUUCUACCACCAGUCUCUGUGAUGAUAUUGACGAGUGUCAAAACACCAGUACGUGUAGCGGGACACCAAACUCCACCUGUAACAACUCCGGCGGGUCCUUCUCCUGCGACUGCGAUAACGGCUACGUCAAGAACGCAACAACAGACAAAUGUGAUGACAUUGACGAGUGUACCGCGAACACAACCAUCUGCUCUGGACUGGCCAACUCCAACUGCACCAACACAGACGGAAACUACAGUUGUGACUGUGUCUCUGGAUACGCUAAGAAUUCUACCACCAGUCUCUGUGAUGAUAUUGACGAGUGCCAGAACACCAGUACAUGUAGCGGGACACCAAACUCCACCUGCAGCAACUCCGGCGGGUCCUUCUCCUGCGACUGCGACAGUGGCUACGUCAAGAACGCUACAACAGACAAAUGUGAUGACAUUGACGAGUGUACCGCGAACACAACCAUCUGCUCUGGACUGGCCAACUCCAACUGCACCAACACAGACGGAAACUACAGUUGUGACUGUGUCUCUGGAUACGCUAAGAAUUCUACCACCAGUCUCUGUGAUGAUAUUGACGAGUGUCAGAACACCAGUACGUGUAGCGGGACACCAAACUCCACCUGUAACAACUCCGGCGGGUCCUUCUCCUGCGACUGCGAUAACGGCUACGUCAAGAACGCUACAACAGACAAAUGUGAUGAUAUUGACGAGUGUCAGAACACCAGUACAUGUAGCGGGACACCAAACUCCACCUGUAGCAACUCCGGCGGGUCCUUCUCCUGCGACUGCGACAGUGGCUACGUCAAGAACGCUACAACAGACAAAUGUGAUGACAAAGACGAGUGUAAAGGCAAUCACGGCUGUGGUGGUUCUUGUUCGAACACAGACGGGUCAUUCAAGUGUGAGUGUCCAGAUGGGCAAACUCUCAACCAGGACGGAAAGGCGUGCGACGCUGUUGAAAAGAUCAAUGCAACUAUCCGCCUGGACAGGAUGUUUCCGACAUCGACUUCGCACAAAAAACUCCACGAAAUAUCUCGAUCUUCUCCGAGACAUACAGGAUGCGCUAAUCAAGUACUUCAGAGUGCAGCUGGGUGAAGCCUUUGUCCAGCUUAUUGUCAUCGAAAUCAGGAACGGUAGUGUCAUCGCUGACUACACAACCGAUAUUAACACGAAAAUUGAAAAUAACCCGAAAGGAAUCUUCACAAAGGCAGUGACAAACCUGACUAAUGCGAACUUAAUGAUCAAUGGAGAAGACGCACCGG